Messenger RNA from Bipolaris victoriae FI3, 2202 nucleotides. RefSeq names its product carbohydrate-binding module family 50 protein. The record is from RefSeq and is a predicted model, not a curated record. Lineage: Eukaryota; Fungi; Ascomycota; Dothideomycetes; Pleosporales; Pleosporaceae. The coding region runs from base 1 to 2202 and encodes 733 amino acids. The transcript has 11 exons.
AUGUUGUUGUUUGCGCUCCUCACACUCGUUUUUACCCCGAUACACCUUGCGGUCGCUCAAAGCUAUCAACUUCACCCAGUGAUCGGCUCGGGCUUACUUAACGCAUCAUCAAGCUGUCAAUCGGUCUUUAGUGCGAAUGUGACCUGUGUCAACAGUAUUGGACAACUCUAUGCGAACCCAUUCUACGAUCCUGGAGAUACAGAGUUAACAGCACUCUGCACAUCGGCUUGUGCGUCAUCCUUGGAUCGUCAACGGACCCGUGUCAAAGGAGCGUGCCAAGGUGCGCAAUACUACGACGAAUAUGAAGACACAUACUGGCUUCCGCAAUAUCCGGACGAAUUCAUGCUCUAUGCCUACAACGUUGCUUGCCUCAAGAGAAGCACUGGAGAGUUUUGUACAUCGUACCUGCGUAAUCUCAAGACAGCAGCAGACUGCGACGAAUGCAUUAUCAAGACUUUCCAGUUGCAGGUAAACUCUCCAUUUGCAGUAGACGAUGGUGUACGCCAGAAUUAUGCCUCUCUUACCUCAUCAUGCAAAGCCACUCAGUAUCCCACCACUGUUGCAACGUCUUUGUUACUCAGCACACCCACACCAACGGCAACUUGCAGCGGCACUACCUAUGUCAUCCAACCUACGGACACAUAUCGAAGUGUAUCUCAAAAGCAGUCUGUUUCGACAGACCAUCUGCUCAGUUCGAAUGGAUUGCCCUAUAACAUGACAUCCUUCCCGAAAUCAGGAUCUUUUUGUAUCUCGAACCGAUGCAAGACGUACGUUCUUGCUCAGAACGACACUUGUACCUCGGUCGCCGCUAAGACUUCUAUCUCCACUGUUCGUCUAAAAGCAUGGAAUGCAAAUAUCAAUGAGCUCUGCAGUAACCUCGCACGUUUUACUGGCGACACAAUUUGUAUUAGCAAUCCCUACGGAGACUUUUCAAUGCCCGACACUCCCACAGCAACACCGGUUGAGACACCAGCACCACUGCCGACGGACCUUGGUAAUGGUAUUGCUCCAAAUGUGACAUCACGUUGUGGGAAGUACUACAAGGUCGACGUUGGAGACGAUUGUUCUACGGUAUCUUUGAAAUUCAACAUUGCCGCAAAAGAUCUCGUCUUUCUGAAUCCUAUGCUGAACGGGAAUUGCACCAAUCUUUGGCUCAAUUACACAUAUUGUGUCCAGCCAGUUGGAGACAUCAAUGCCUACCCAGGUUAUGGUGCAGGUCCUACUGCUACAUUACCGCCGUUCACUGCAGGGCCAAAGACGUCUCUUUCAUGGGUCGAUCCAGCGCCAACACUUGCACCUGGUAACAUCAUCAUUCCGCUGGCGAACGACACUCGUGUGGACUGCCACAACUAUAUGUGGAUCAAUGGCACCAACUCCGAGUCCCUUGACUGCUGGAGCAUUGCAGAAGCUGCUGGCUUACAACGCGAGCAAUUUGCGUUGUGGAAUCCAUCAAUUGACAAGAACGCUGCCGGAGUGGAGGAUCGGAGUUACAACUACGAUUGUGCGCUGCAGACGAGCAUGUCAUACUGCAUGGGCAUUGCCGCACCCACUCCUUAUUGGAAAGCUAUCCCCACGGCUCGGAAACCUCCGUCACCACGCGCAUCCGGCGAGAUUGCUAAUUGUCUUUCCUGGAUGCAUGUCAAUACGCAACUGAAUUGUGGUGUUAUGUUAGGAAACUUCGAUCUUGCGAUGAGUGAAUUCUACACAAUGAACCCAUCGGUCGGUGCAGAUUGUUCGAAUCUGUCGUUGGGAUCCUACUAUUGCAUUGGGACGCCCGAUAUACCUGCUAUAGAUGGGGACAUAUCCAUUACGCCAAGUCCAACAUCCACCAAACCGCCCACAGCCAGUGGCACACCCUCGCCUAUACAGGACGGCAUGGUAUCCGGCUGCACGAAGUUUUACCCCGUAGUAGCGAACGAUGGAUGCUGGGCCAUUGCCAACCAGAAUUCUAUCUCUCUCGAUGACUUCUAUGCCUGGAACCCGGCUGUCGGCAAAGAUUGCGCAACUCUCCAGCCGAAUUACUACGUUUGCAUCGGUAGAGCAUCCACUACAACGUCCCACGCGACCACCACACGGCGCCAGGGCCUACGCAAAGCGGCAUCCCGGCGAAUUGCAACAAGUGGGUGGCACAAAAGGAUGGAGUUUACUGCUACGAUAUGGCGCAGGCAGCUGGCAUCUCGUUGGAUAGACUUUAUGCACUGA